Messenger RNA from Daphnia carinata, 3433 nucleotides. It is a transcript of the gene Gli, whose product is annotated as cholinesterase-like. Gene Ontology annotation, cellular component: septate junction; cell surface; tricellular tight junction. Bases 237 to 3074 code for a protein of 945 amino acids. The record is from RefSeq and is a predicted model, not a curated record. NCBI's taxonomy places the organism in Eukaryota, Metazoa, Arthropoda, Branchiopoda, Diplostraca, Daphniidae. The transcript has 14 exons.
CACAGUUGGUCCACUGGCUUUCUUGGCUCAGGUUUUGCUCAACUAUUGUUGUGUUUUGUUUAGUUGUUUUGUUUCGUUUUUUUUUUUUGGUUAGGGAAACUGCCAAACUGUUGCUGAUUUCGUGUUUUUAAAUGCGCGAUAUCGUCACUCAAGUCCAAUCAGUUCUUUUGAUGGUUAGUGAAAUAUGUGAGUGUGAUUUGUUUGUCCAGUUGGCCUGAAAACUAAGACGAAGAAAAAUGAGGUUGCCCCAGCUAAGCGUAUUCAUCUGGUUAAUGGCCUCUUUUUGUAGUCGAGUGAACACCCAAACUACUGAACAUACUCGCCUUUACGGAACCUUGAAUAUCAACCGUCAACCUUAUAACGCUGCCUACGAUGAUCCACGUAAUCGUUAUUCCAGUAGCAGUUCUUACGCUUCAGCCAGUGUCAACAGUUCAAGUGCAGCGAAUAAAGACACCAUCUAUUGGGAAAGGACCCGAGAACAAUUAAGAAAUCAACACGCCAUCAACACUGACCGAUACAGUCCCAGUUGGGGCGCUAAUGAUCGGGUUUACGAAACGCGAUACGAUUCCCGAAACUUGAACUCAGAUCCUAGAGGUCAAGGGUACGAUGCUAAUCGUCAGACAUCUGGGGGUUAUGAGUCCAGAAAUCCAACUUACAUUCGCUACCCGAGUUCCGAUUCACAAGGCGCUGGAUACGUUGAUGGCCGGAAUCAAAACUACGACUCAAAAGCAUUGUUUAAUUCGAAAGUUCCGAGUUUUCAAACGGGAUCGUAUCAAGGAGGCGCAAUACCUGCGUUGUCGAGCAUCAACAGCCAAGAUAGCGGAUCCCAGUCUAAUUGGGAGCGUGAGAAAGAGCGGGAGCGUGAGAGAGAACGAGAACGCGAGCGUGAACGAGAACGAGAAAGAGGAAUAGAUCGUGAGAGAUCCUACUAUCUGAAUAGCAGAACCAACCCUAUCAAUACUAACUAUGGACAGAAUAAUCCUCGAACGAAGCUGCCAGGUUGUGGUGUUUUUGAUGAAUGGCGGCCAGAUUUGAUGGGAACAUGUCGUCCAGAUUACGCAUCAAACGUGCAGGAAAGAGAUAUUUCCGUAACAACUCCAUACGGAAGAAUUCGCGGAUUCUAUGUUCAUUUGUUUGAUGGACCUGGAGUUCCGAUUGGAGAUCGACCAGGAGUAUAUCAUAACGGAAAGCUGUGGCGAACCAUAAGCACUUUUCUGGGAAUUCCAUACGCAAUGCCGCCUGUGAAUGAAGGCCGAUUUAAGCCACCCAGGCCGAAAAGAGCGUGGAGUAUAUGGGAUGCUGUUGAUUUUGGACCGGCAUGUCCCCAACCAGUUCAAUUUGUUGGUGCUUCUAAAGGUGUUCGCUACAUGAAUGAAGAUUGCCUUUAUCUGAAUGUUUACACACCAACGACCGGUGCUGUGCCAGAAAAAUAUCCAGUUGUCUUUUAUAUCCAUGGUGGGGAUUUCGAACGUGGAGCUUCUAAUAUUUUUCCGGGCCACAUGCUGGCAGCUGUUGGCGACGUUGUUGUUGUAACAGUUAACUAUCGUUUGGGAGCCUUGGGAUUCCUGAGUACUGCUAACGAAUAUUCACCUGGUAACUAUGGAAUGUUGGAUCUCACUAUGGCACUCCAGUGGGUGUAUGACAACAUUUAUGCGUUCAACGGCAAUAAGGAUUUGAUAACCGUAUAUGGACCAGGCGCUGGUGCUGCUGCCGCAGGCCUACUUGCAAUAACGCCCGGUAGUAGCCAUAUGGUGCGCCAAGUUUUUGGCCAAAGCGGAUCUCCGUUAGCUGAUUGGGCUGCAGUGCAAGAUCUCUUACGGAUGCAAAAUACUAGCCGUGUUUACGGCGAACGUUUAGGUUGUGUUGUGGACAAGUCUCAUAAACUUGUCGAAUGCUUGCGAUCUCGGAGCUUUGAGGAGUUGGGCAACGUCCGUCUAACUCCAGAUGUUGGUACUUGGCCCUGGAGUCCGGUUGUAGAUCGAGAAAUUCGUAAACCAGCCAAUAAUUGGUACGAAGGAUGGGAAUCAAAAGACUGGACUUUUCUUCCUGAUAUUCCCGAGGAAUUAAUCAGAAUGCGGAGAUUUAACCCUAACAUACGCUACCUUUCAGGAGUAACUGCAGAUGAGGCAGCUUACGUUGUUUAUAACAACAAAAGCCUCUUGCCGAACUUUGAAAUUACUGAACAGUUUUUCGACAUGAAAAUUCGUGAAUAUAUCCAUCGUUACAACUAUACGUACAAUCCGGAUGGAAUCUACAGAGCCAUUAAAUAUAUGUACACUUACUGGCCUGAUCCUAAAAACACAACACACAUUAGAGAACAGUACAUAAACUUUAUGUCUGAUGCGCUCUACAAAUCUCCGAGUGACAGUAUGAUCAAGAUGAUGGUAGAUAAUAGUGUGCCAACGUAUUCGUACGUUUUAAAUACCUCCAUUAACGCACUAAACUAUCCAUUCUGGUCAAGAGUCCCGCACAACAUCGAAUAUUUCUUUCUAACGGGUGCGCCGUUUAUGGAUCCAGACUUCUUUCCUGAAGAUCUCAGAGUAGAGCGUAAACAAUGGAAUGAAGAUGAUCGUCGCAUGUCUGAAUUUUUCAUGAAAGCGUUGUCUAAUUUCGCUCGUUAUGGGAGACCAACUCCUGUUGCAAUUUAUAAUAUUAACUGGCCCGAGAUGCGUCAUGGUUGGCUACAGUAUUUGAACCUAAACAGAACGGAUAAUUCAACUCUGGAGUUUAAUUACCGCCAGCAGGAAUGCGCCUUUUGGUCGGAAUAUAUGCCUUCCGUUGUCGGCGUUCUCCUGCCUACCUACCGACCAUUCACUGAGUAUUGGUGGGAACCUAACACGCCUAUCUCAGUUGCAUUUUGGUCUGUGGCCGGUGUGUGCAUUAUUCUUUUGAUAGUUGCCAUUCUCUGCUGCUGCCUGUGGCGUGGAGCUAAAAAAGCAAAUGACAAAUUGCUUGCUGAAAACUAUUUGGGAGAUAUGGUCUUAACGGAGAAUAUGCAUACUGAAUCUAAAGACUUCAAUGGGGAGUUUCGAUCUGACAAGCAAAAGCUGGAUCUCCCCUCAACUUUAGUUUAAGAUAGAUCGCUUGUUUACUACUUUAAGAGCCUAGUUUUUAUUGUUUUUUCAUUCUUCUCUACCUCUGAAGUGUUACUUUUUUAUACAAAAUACGAACAAGGACCAAAUUUUUAAGUGAAACAUAGUUAAUGAAUUAAACGGGAUUAUUAUUCCGAUAGAAAACAGCUGAUUAGCGAAGCGAAAUCACUGCCCUGAUUCACACAUACAACGCCAUUCAACGCCAUCCGUGAAAUGCGAUUUAUAGUAACUUGUUGUCCCAUUAAACGAAAUCUGAUUUCUGCGUAAAUGAAAACUUGUGGAAUAUUUUUGCUGACAAAAUGACCUGGGUUGAUCGGAAAUAUAAGUUGAGUUUUAGCAAA